Molecule: messenger RNA, 2404 nt
Organism: Ctenopharyngodon idella (grass carp)
Lineage: Eukaryota; Metazoa; Chordata; Actinopteri; Cypriniformes; Xenocyprididae
Product: salivary glue protein Sgs-3
Exons: 3
Coding region: 1-816 (271 amino acids)
Molecular function (GO): biotin binding
Source: RefSeq, a predicted model, not a curated record
AUGGGGGCCAAAAUAGAGCCUUGUGGGAUACCACAAGCCAGAGGAACAACACCCAAUGUGGUUCAGCAAACGUUUAUUUCCCAAAGGAAGAUGAAGCAUUUGGGUCUUUUUGCUGUAACUGCUCUUCUGCUCUUCAAUGGCUGUCACUGCAAUUCAACAGCAAUGCCUACAACAACCACUGUAAACCCAACCACUCUGCCUACAACCACUGGAAUCACAACUACUGGAAACACAACUACUGGAAUCACAACCUCUGGAAUCACAACCACUGGAAUCACAACCUCUGGAAUCACAACCACUCCGCCUACAACCACUGGAACCACAACCACUGGAACUACAGCUACUGGAUUCACAACCACUGGAACCACAACCACUGGAACUACAACCACUGGAACCACAACUACUGGAACCACAACCACUUCGCCUACAACCACUGGAACUACAACUACUGGAACCACAGCUACUGGAACCACAAACACUGCGACUACAACCACUGGAACCACAACCACUGCAAGUACAAACACUGCGACUACAACCACUGGAACCACAACCACUGCGAGUACAAACACUGUGACUACAACCACUGGAACCACAACCACUGCGAGUACAAACACUGUGACUACAACCACUGGAACCACAACUACUGGAAAUACAACCACUGGAAAUACAACCACAGCAGCAGCUACAACAGCGACCAUGAUGAUCAUGGGUUCAACUACAAGUGGAGCAACAGUUGCAGCUUCAUCUUCAGUCUAUCAGCUUCUCUGUGCAGGUGUUCUUACCUGGAUGCUGUCGCUUGUUCAGUGGAAAAGUUAGCAGAUACGGAGAGACCUGAACAUCAACUGAGAAUCAGUCCAGGAGCAGCAGAUAACUUAAUAUAAAUUUUUUAUUUUAUGUUAUUUUAAGAUUUUAUUUUAUUUAUUUAUAUAUUUUUUGGUGUUCAGUUUGGCCAUGUUAAUAAAUAUUCUUCAUUCUUGCUUUAUUAUCAUCUAAUGUACACCAAUUUAUUAACACAUUACAAUCACAUGUAGCUAAUAUACACUCCAAAAAAAAAAAAAAAAAAAAAAAAAAAACAUUUAUGUCUAAAUUUAUGUAUUUGAAAUGCAUAUAAAAUUUCCAUCAAUUUGGAUUACAUAGUUUUAACAUAAAUUAAUAAUCUGAAUGUGAUUCAUAUUUGUCAGUCAUACAUAAAUGAAACAGGUAAGAUUUAUGUAAUUGUAUUAAUAAACUAAAUGUGAUUCAUUUUUCUCAGUCAUGUGUAAUUGAAACAGGUAAGAUUUAUGUAAUAGUAUACAGCAAAAUGCCCAUGCCUAGUUAACCCCAAUUAACCCUGCCUAGUGUUCAUUUUAUAUACACACUACAGAGUGUACCAUUGAAGCAGUGUUAAAGUUAAUGAGAUAAUUAAGUAACGAUUGAACAUUAGUGAUGAACACCUGCUGUUAACAAGCAGAAUCACUGAAGGAAAGAGAAACAAGAACAGAAGAGAGAGAGAGAGAGAGAGAGAGAGAGAGAGAGAGAGAGAAGAUGACCAGGGGCCGUAUUCACUAAACAUCUUAAGGCUAAAAGUAGCUCCUAACUUGCCGAUUUAGGAGAAACUCUUAAAAAUAAUGGGUGUAUAAGUCCUAAUUUUAGGACUCCUAAAUUUUUGCUCUAAGAAUAUUUCACAGAGCAUUUUAGUGCUAAAAUUAGCUCCUAAAUCUGUGAACGUUAGGAGUAGUCCAGAAGACUUCUAAGUCACUAAAGCCCGGGAUACACCGCACGAUUUUAGCAAUCCUAUAAGAUCAUUACAAAUCACACUGUGCGACAUGGAUCUAUUAAACUUGGGUAUGGCAUGCAUGUAGACUGUACGAUGAUAACACCUGUUGACUCGUAGGCUACGAUGCAAGUUUCUAUUGAAGAAUAAAACAUCAUCAGCAUGCACUAGUGGUAAACAAAAAGACAAUGUUGAAUUACACUUUGGCAGUUGUAGUUUUUAUAUGUGCUGAAAAAUAUGAAACGGCGAAAGAAGAAGGGAAAAGAGCUUGAGGUAAGCAGUUUUAAGUUUUAGCGCCAUGUUGUGUUGAUUUCAUGUCGCAUUUUUAUUGGCUGGUCAGUAGACAUAGGGUCGUAGCAGCAAACACACUGUGCGUUGAUCAUGCUGAAUUUCUGACACUAUCAGAAAAUGAUCGUAGGCUAUCUUUGGUCGCAAGACCAGGAAAACAGCCGUCUUUGAACCUCUCUCACUGUACGACAUAGGACCACCGAUUAAGAGCCACGAUCACAGAAAUUGCCACGAUUGUUUCACGAUGGCAAUCUUUUGUCUGCGACAGCCAAAAACCAGUUUAUCACAAACAAUCCUAAUGGCCGUUGCUGCCAAUCCGCCUCAGCAAUCUGCCCAAAGACACUGUACACCACUGAGGCAAUA